This is a messenger RNA of Elephantulus edwardii (Cape elephant shrew), 2151 nucleotides long. It is a transcript of the gene DPY19L3, whose product is annotated as dpy-19-like 3 (C. elegans). NCBI's taxonomy places the organism in Eukaryota, Metazoa, Chordata, Mammalia, Macroscelidea, Macroscelididae. The coding region runs from base 1 to 2151 and encodes 716 amino acids. Gene Ontology annotation, molecular function: mannosyltransferase activity. The record is from RefSeq and is a predicted model, not a curated record. Gene Ontology annotation, cellular component: nuclear inner membrane. The transcript has 18 exons.
AUGAUGUCCAUUCGGCAAAGAAAAGGAAUAAAGGCCACAGACGUUUGUGAGGAUCAUCCAGCACAAGAAGAAAAUGGGAAGUUGGAAAACAAAUUGCCAUCUGGUGGUACCAGCAAAAGAUUAUGGAAGAUUCUGUCAUUUGCAAUUGGCGGAACUAUUGCCCUUUGUAUUGGACUGCUCACAUCAGUCUAUCUUGCCACCUUACAUGAAAAUGACUUAUGGUUUUCUAACAUUAAGGAAGUGGAACGAGAAAUCUCGUUCAGAACAGAAUGUGGACUGUAUUACUCGUACUACAAGCAAAUGCUGCAGGCUCCGACCCUCAAGCAAGGUUUACAUGGAUUAAUAUAUGAUAAUAAGACCGAAUCUAUGAGGACAAUUAACCUCCUUGAAAGAAUGAAUAUAUAUCAAGAAGUUUUUCUCAGUAUUUUAUAUAGAGCUCUACCCAUACAGAAAUAUUUAGAGCCAGUUUAUUUUUAUAUUUAUACCUUAUUUGGGCUCCAGGCCAUCUAUGUCGCAGCUCUUUAUGUGACCAGCUGGCUGCUUAGUGGUACAUGGCUGUCGGGACUGCUGGCAGCUGUUUGGUAUGUCACAAACAGAAUAGAUACCACAAGAGUUGAGUUUACCAUUCCAUUGAGGGAGAACUGGGCACUGCCAUUCUUUGCAAUUCAGAUAGCAGCAAUUACUUAUUUCUUGAGACCAAAUUUACAGCCUCUUUCUGAAAGGCUGACACUUCUUGCCAUUUUCAUAUCAACUUUUCUUUUUAGCCUGACAUGGCAAUUUAAUCAAUUUAUGAUGUUGAUGCAAGCACUGGUGCUUUUUACCCUGGACUCCUUGGACUUGCUGCCAGCAGUGAAGGUGACAUGGCUGUAUGGUAUUCAGAUAACAAGUUUAUUCCUGGUCUGCAUUCUUCAGUUUUUUAAUUCUAUGAUUCUUGGAUCAUUGCUUAUAAGUUUUAAUCUCUCAGUAUUAAUUGCAAGAAAAUUGCAGAAAAAUCUGAAAACUGGAACCUUCUUUAGUAGGCUUGGGAAACUACUGUUGCAUUUAUUUGUGGUAUUAUGUUUGACACUUUUCCUCAACAACAUUAUUAAGAAAAAUCUUAACCUGAAGUCAGAUGAGCACAUAUUUAAAUUUCUGAAAGCAAAAUUUGGGUUUGGAGCAACAAGAGAUUUUGAUGCAAAUCUGUAUCUGUGUGAAGAAGCUUUUGGUCUCCUGCCUUUUAAUACAUUUGAAAGGCUUUCAGAGACUCUGUUAUUUUACGCUUAUGUUUUUGUGCUGUCCAUCACAGUGAUUGCAGCAAUAGCUGUUGCCUUCCAUAAUCUCAGUAAUUCAAUAAAUCAACAAUCCAUGAGUAAAAUGGGAAAAUGCACAAUUGAACUGAAACCAGAAACUGCCUACAACUUAAUGCAUACUAUUCUGUUUGGAUUCUUGGCAUUGAGUACAAUGAGAAUGAAAUACCUCUGGACAUCACAUAUGUGUGUGUUCGCAUCAUUUGGGUUAUGCAGUCCUGAAAUAUGGGAGUUACUUCUGAAGUUGAUCCGUCUUUAUAACCCCCAAAGAAUAUGUAUAAUGCGGUAUUCAGUACCAAUAUUAAUUUUGCUGUAUCUUUGCUGGAAGUUCUGGCCAGGAAUGAUGGAUGAGCUCUCCGAGUUAAGAGAAUUCUAUGAUCCAGACACAGUGGAGCUGAUGAACUGGAUUAACUUCAACACUCCAAGAAAGGCUGUGUUUGCCGGAAGCAUGCAGCUGCUGGCUGGAGUCAAGCUGUGUACAGGAAGAAUCCUAACGAACCACCCCCACUAUGAGGACAAAAGCCUUCGAGAGAGAACCAGAGCGGUUUAUCAGAUAUAUGCGAAGAGGUCUCCUGAGGAAGUGCACGCCCUCCUUAGGUCUUUUGGCACAGAUUACGUCAUCCUGGAAGACAGCAUCUGCUACGAACGAAGGCAUCGUCGGGGCUGCCGCCUGCGAGACCUGCUGGACAUCGCCAACGGACAUGUGAUGGAUGGCCCAGGAGAGAAUGAACCAGAUUUGAAACCUGCAGGUCACCCUCGGUUCUGUGAAGAGAUAAAGCGAAACCUCCCUGCUUACAUGGCCCACUUCACUAGAGUGUUUCAGAACAAGACAUUCCAUGUUUACAAGCUAGCCAGAAACAAGUAA